AUGUCUCACAGGGCCAAGCUCGCAGAGCUCAAGGCCCUUCGCCAGUCCGGCAAGAAGGCCUUUGACAACUACAAGGUUAACGAGGUCGAUAACCUCUACGACGAAGUCGACGAAGCCGGAUACAAGAAGAUCGUCCGUGACCGACUAAACGAGGAUGACUUUGUCGUCGACGACAACGGCGAGGGUUACGCAGAUGACGGUCGAGAAGAGUGGGAUCGGGUACAAGCCUACGACUCGGAUAGUGAAGAAGAGGCAGUAGUCCGUGGGCGGCCUAGCAAAGCUGCCAAGAAGAACCGCCAACAGGAGCAAGCAAAGCGAGACGCCAAUGACAAGGACAUUAGCGAAUACUUUACCAAGGGCGCUGGCAGGACACAGCCCAAGCCCAAGGUCGUCAGAACCAAGGCCGACGACGAUUUCCUGACGGAUCUACUGGGCGAGGUUGAUAACAAUAUCCCGGCCCCCGCUGUGCGCAUCUCGGCGAUCGAGAGAUCAGGCGGGCGCCGCAAGGCAAGGGCGCUAUCGCCUGCCCCCGAGCCCAUCCCCAAAAAGAAGAAGACCCUCGACACUCGGCUACCAUCUCCCCUACCCCCAGCUGCUGAUGACGACGACGGCUUCAUGCCCCCCGCCGCCGACGAUAUCUCAGACCUCGAAGUUGCCGACAUUCCAAUGAGCGAAGGGCCAGCGCCAUCCUCACCCGCCGCCAAAGUCGCUCAGAGAAAGGCUCAGGUUAAGCAGGAGCCCAAGGACGAUGAAGACGAGGACAUGAUGGAAGUUGCCCACGCGGGCACUAUCGCUACAACCAGCGUCAACUUGACGAGUUCGAGGCCGAUAAAGAAGAUCAUCAAGGCGGAAUCCUACCCAACCCCCGCCAGCUCCUCUCCCGUCAAAGCCAAUGGCGCCGCUGUCGACUCCACGUCCUGGAACGCUCUCACAGAAAGGCUCAACGUGGUAUCGAGCUCACCAAGUGAGACCAAGGGCAUCGGCAAAAUCGACCACAAGGACGCCGUCGAGGAAGACGGGAGUCUCAACUUCUUCUGGACAGACUACAUGGAAAUCAACGGCAGUCUAUGCCUCUUUGGCAAGGUCCUCAACAAGAAGACAAGGUCAUACGUCAGCUGCUUUGUCAAAGUUGACAAUAUCCUGAGAAAACUAUACUUCCUCCCUCGGCAGCAUCGAGUGCAGGGUGGAGAGGAGACGGGCGAGGAGGUUGAGAUGUCUAAUGUGUAUGACGAAGUCGACGAAAUCAUGACCAAGAUGAAGGUGGGAAUGUACAAGAUCAAGGCCUGCACCAGGAAGUAUGCCUUUGAGCUUCCUGGUGUUCCUAAGGAGGCCCAGUACAUGAAGCUCUUGUACCCAUACAACAAACCCCCAGUCGACCCAACACCUGGUGAGACCUACUCUCACGUAUUUGGCAGCAACACUGCCCUCUUUGAGCAGUUUGUUCUCUGGAAGAACAUUAUGGGCCCUUGUUGGCUCAAGAUCGAGGAUGGCGACUUUGGCAGCAUCAAGAACGGUUCUCACUGCAAGCUCGAAGUGUUGGCUGAGCAUCCCAACAUGAUUUCCGUUCUCAGCGACUCGGACAACCUUGACGUUCCACCAUUGACUCUCAUGAGCGUGUCUCUAAGAACUGCCUUCAACUCAAAGGACAACAAGCAGGAGAUCCUGGCCAUCAGUGCAAGGAUAUAUGAGAAGGUGUCACUGAGUGAUACUACACCAGCAGAGAAACUUCCGUGCCGAACAUUCACUGUCAUCCGUCCCCACGGCCAAGGAUUUCCCCUGGGCUUCGACCAGCUUGCAAGGAAGAGGAAUAGGGGUUUGAUUGUCCUGAAGAAGCAAGAAGCAGAUAUUCUCAGCUUCUUCUUGGCUCAGGUCGAUGUUGCCGACCCGGACGUUAUCCUUGGACACCAGUUGGAAGGGGUUGACUACAGUGUGCUUCUCAACCGCCUACAUGAGAAGAAGAUUCACCAAUGGUCCAGGCUCGGCCGGUUCCGCAGGACCCAAUGGCCCCCGUCUAUCGGAAAGACUGGCGGCAACGUCUUUGCGGAACGUCAGAUCCUCGCUGGUCGUCUUCUCUGUGACCUUGCCAACGAUGCUGGCAAGUCUGUCAUGUUCAAGUGUCAGUCGUGGAGCUUGACCGAGAUGUGCAGCCUGUACCUCGCCGGGGAUAACCGACGCCGCGAGUUCGACAAUGAGACGGCCCUUAGCACCUGGGCUAAGGAGAAGCAGGGCCUCAUGGACUACAUCACGCACAUGGAGGCAGACACACAUUAUAUCGCUGCUCUCGCCAUCAGCGUCCAGAUGCUACCCCUGACCAAGGUUCUCACCAACCUGGCAGGUAACUCGUGGGCCCGAACGCUCACCGGAACCCGAGCUGAGCGAAACGAAUACAUUCUGCUCCACGAGUUCCAUCGCAACAAGUAUAUCUGCCCAGACAAGCAGACCUUCCGGGGCCGGCAACGUGCCGAGGAAGAGCAGCAGGAAGAGGCGGGCGAUGCGAAGAAGAAGGACAAGUACAAGGGUGGUCUCGUCUUUGAGCCCGAGAAGGGCCUAUACGACAAGUUUGUGCUUGUCAUGGACUUUAACUCUCUGUACCCAUCCAUCAUUCAGGAGUUCAACAUCUGCUUUACAACCGUGGACAGGACAGCCUCGGCCGAAGAUGAGGACGCAGUUCCCGAUGUGCCUACCAACCAGGAGCAGGGUAUCCUUCCCAGGCUCAUUGCCACUCUUGUCAGCAGACGUCGACAAGUAAAGAGUCUCAUGAAGGAUAAGAAGGCCACGCCUGAAGAGCUGGCUACCUGGGACAUCAAGCAGCUGGCGUUGAAGCUGACUGCAAACUCCAUGUACGGAUGUUUGGGUUACACCAAGUCUCGCUUCUAUGCCCGACCGCUGGCUGUUUUGACAACCUUCAAGGGUCGUGAGAUUCUUCGGAGCACCAAGGAGCUUGCCGAGAGCAAGUCCCUGCAGGUCAUCUAUGGUGACACUGAUUCCGUCAUGAUCAACGCCAACGUGGACAACGUUGCCGACGCCUUCAAGGUGGGCAACGACUUCAAGAAGGCUGUCAACGAUCAGUACAAGCUGCUGGAGAUUGACAUCGACAACGUCUUCCGCCGCAUCCUCCUCCAAGCCAAGAAGAAGUAUGCUGCCAUCAACCUCGUGGAGAAGGAUGGCAAGUUUAUCGAGAAGAUGGAAGUCAAGGGUCUUGACAUGAAGCGUCGAGAAUACUGCGCCCUGUCCAAGGAGAUCUCCAAGCAUCUCCUAGACGAGAUUUUGUCUGGAGAUGACACAGAAGUCUCCAUCGCCCGCAUCCACGAGUACCUACGUGACAUUGCUGGUAAGAUGCGUGAGCAGACGAUCCCUGUACCCAAGUACAUCAUCUAUACGCAACUGGGUAAAGCCCCCAAGGAGUAUCCCAACGCCGACUCCAUGCCCCAGGUCCAAGUCGCUCUUCGUGAGUUGGCCAAGGGUAAGACGGUCCGCAAGGGCGAUGUCAUCUCGUACGUCAUCACGGGCGACAGCAAGAGCUCCGAGCCCGCCCCCAAGCGAGCAUAUGCUCCCGGGGACUUGAAGGCGGAUCCUACGCUGCUCCCCGAUGUUGAAUGGUACAUCGGCAAGCAGAUCUUCCCUCCCGUCGAACGUCUCUGCGCCAACAUUGUCGGCACCUCGACCUCACAGCUGGCCGAGCAGCUCGGACUGGAUAUCAAGCGGUACAGCUCGUUCCAGACUCAGCAGAACAGUUCGAGCAACGACCUUGAGAUCCACCCCCUGGAUUCUCAGAUCCCCGACGAAGUUCGCUUUGGCGACUGUGCCCGCCUCUCCCUGCGGUGCCGCAAGUGCAAGGCUAGCUCCACGUUCGAAGGCCUCGCCGUGUCCCCUGACCGUGUUACUGCGUCUGGCGUGGUUUGCGGUUCCUGCGGUGCCACCAUCUCGACCUUGUCCAUCGUGGCUCAGCUGGAGCACGCCAUCCGUACUCAGACAACCCGCUACUACGAAGGAUGGCUUGUCUGCGACGACUCUCAGUGUGGCAACCGUACCCGUCAGAUGAGCGUCUACGGCACCCGCUGCCUCGGGCCCAAGGGCCUCGCGAGGGACUGCCUGGGCCGCAUGCGCUACGAGUACACCGAGAAAGCCAUCUACACCCAGCUGCUGUACUUUGCCAGCGUGUGGGAUGUGGACAAGGCCAAGACCAAGGCUCAAGCGGCUGACAUGUCGAGGCAGGAUCGCGAGAACAUCCUCGCCCAGGCUGAGCACAACCGCGUGCGCUUCGGCACUGUCAAGGGUGUCGUGGACAAGUACCUCGAAAAGUGCGGCCGGCAAUGGGUAGCCAUGGACACGCUGUUCUCCAAGCUGGGCUUCAAGCCACUGGCGUAA
Fusarium keratoplasticum is the source of this 4368-nucleotide messenger RNA. Its product is annotated as DNA polymerase. Gene Ontology annotation, molecular function: pyrimidine nucleotide binding; purine nucleotide binding; chromatin binding. Gene Ontology annotation, cellular component: alpha DNA polymerase:primase complex. Bases 1 to 4368 code for a protein of 1455 amino acids. Gene Ontology annotation, biological process: mitotic DNA replication initiation; leading strand elongation; lagging strand elongation. NCBI's taxonomy places the organism in Eukaryota, Fungi, Ascomycota, Sordariomycetes, Hypocreales, Nectriaceae. The transcript is spliced from 5 exons. The record is from RefSeq and is a predicted model, not a curated record.